Messenger RNA from Corticium candelabrum, 2121 nucleotides. RefSeq names its product tRNA-dihydrouridine(47) synthase [NAD(P)(+)]-like. Gene Ontology annotation, biological process: tRNA processing. The coding region runs from base 37 to 1908 and encodes 623 amino acids. Gene Ontology annotation, molecular function: metal ion binding; tRNA dihydrouridine synthase activity; flavin adenine dinucleotide binding. The transcript has 13 exons. Lineage: Eukaryota; Metazoa; Porifera; Homoscleromorpha; Homosclerophorida; Plakinidae. The record is from RefSeq and is a predicted model, not a curated record.
GUCUAACGCGCGUGCACUCUCAUGUUGAAGACCUAGAUGAUGUCGAGUUUGAAGCAGAGACGUCCAGGAGAAGCACAUAUAAAGCUCAACUUUUUAGUACAAAAGAAAUCUCCAAACUGCGUAGCUGCGAGCGGUAAUGAAGAAUCGGACGCGGGCAGAGAUUUGGAUGAAGCAUGUGCUACUAAAUCAAAAGACCAAGAGAAUGAAGUUUGUUAUGACAUGGUGAAGAAACCAGUUGAUGUUGUGCAGCUGCUCACUAACAAGGAGGAUGGCGAAGCUGAGCCACCGAAGAAAAAGAAGCGAUUUCGAGGGACAAACAAGAAAAGACCAAGAGACGAGAAACAACUGCAACAAGAACAAUUAUGUCCAAGUGUAGUGCAUGGAGAUCCAUCUCAGUGUUUUUAUGGAUCUAGCUGUAAAUUUAGCCACGAUAUCAAGGGUUACAUGGCAGUGAAGUCUGUGGAUUUGGGGCCAAAGUGUCCGAAUUUUGAGCGUCUUGGCUUGUGUUCUUAUGGUGUGACCUGCCGAUUUGCAUCUGCUCAUCUAGGAGAUGAUUUUCAGAACAUUGUCAAUGAAGAACUUUAUCAAUCUUUACCUCAGCCACAGACAUGUAACCAAUUACUAUUUGACCUGAAAUCUCAGUUAAGGAAGAGGCAAGUACCUUCUCCUAGGACAGACAAAUACUUGAAGAGGCUGAAUGACUUGAAGAAGCAUACAUACUCUGUAAAGAAUGUAGAGGAAACUACGUGUGCUGACAGUGUGGCAUUGGCAAAUGUGUCUUUGGAGACUGAGGGUCUUGGCUGUGUGACUGAUGAGGAUCAGAUUCGACUUCAACCUUCUGAAAAGAGGAAGUUUGACUGUCGUAACAAACUGUUUCUUGCUCCACUCACUACUGUUGGCAAUCUGCCAUUUCGUCGAGUGUGCAAGUCGUUUGGUGCUGAUGUAACAUGUGGAGAAAUGGCCAUGUGCACUAACUUGUUGCAGGGGCAAAUAUCUGAAUGGGCUCUUCUCAGGCGGCAUCGGAGCGAAGACUUAUUUGGAGUGCAGAUUUGUGGCUCAUUUCCAGACACAAUGUGUCGAUGUGCUGAACUUUUGAACCAGCAUAUCAAUAUAGAUUUCAUUGACAUCAAUGUUGGGUGUCCAAUUGACCUGGUUUUUAACAAGGGUGCUGGUUGUGCCUUGAUGCAAAGGGCGACACGGUUUAAAGAAAUUGUUGAAGGAAUGAAGUCUGUACUAGAUGUACCACUAUCAGUCAAAAUGCGUGUGGGCAUUUAUGAUAAGCAGUGGAAUGCCUGUCAGUUGGUUCCUAAGUUGAGAGACUUGGGAGUUGAUUUUGUCUCGAUACAUGGUCGAUCAAGAGAGCAGAGGUACACACAGCAAGCGAACUGGGAGUACAUUGGCAAAUGUGUAAAGGCUGCAGAUCCAAUGCCUGUCAUUGGAAAUGGUGAUAUAUUGUCUUUUGAAGACUACAACUUGAAGCUGGAACAAAGCUCCGUUGCUGGAAUUAUGAUUGCACGCGGUGCACUGAUCAAACCAUGGUUGUUUACUGAAGUGAAGGAACAAAGGCAUUGGGACAUCUCAGCAAACGAGAGGCUUGACAUCUUGAAAACAUAUACUGAUUUUGGAUUGGAGCAUUGGGGUUCAGAUCAGCAGGGAAUCAACAAGACAAGACGUUUUCUACUAGAAUGGCUCUCGUUCUUGUAUAGAUAUAUUCCAGUUGGUGUAUUGGAGCAGGUACCACAGCGCAUCAAUGAGCGUCCACCUGCGUAUGUUGGUAGAAGUGACCUUGAGACGUUGAUGGCUAGUUCUAGCUGCUCUGAUUGGAUCAAAAUCAGUGAGAUGCUUCUUGGUCCUGUACCUCCUGACUUCUCUUUUUUACCAAAGCACAAAGCUAAUUCUUACAGUUGAUUGUCUCAUAUUUACUGAUAUAUUUGUUUACGAUGUUUAUAACGUCCAUAUUGUUGUGAUGUGCAUUGCCAAAGCUGUAAAUACCACAGUUUGUCAAGCUGUCUACUUUUGUCAUUCUACUUCACCUGUUCUAUAAUAAUCAUGUGUUAGACCAUGCACCAGCUUACAUUUAGUACAAUCUAACAACUCUAUAUAUAUUUUGUAUAGUCUCUG